AUGGGGUGCCGCGGUGCCGGCAUAGAGCACCGCGAGGACCCCAACCAAAGAAACGGAUCGAAUCAGAGCGGGAGAGAAGCGGGGAAUAAUACGGUUCAAUGUAAAGUACAAACAGUGAGGCUAUUAAAACAUUUAGAUACGGAUUUGAACGAGGCGAUUGUUCAGGCGUUCAUCGAACAGAAGCACAGAUAUCUGAGAGGCGAGAUGAGAACGCACCAGGCCGAGAGCCAGCCCCAUACUGCUGGGCCGACGGUCAUUCAACUAGCUUUAUAUCCGUUCAAAUAA
This is a messenger RNA of Danaus chrysippus (African queen), 285 nucleotides long. Lineage: Eukaryota; Metazoa; Arthropoda; Insecta; Lepidoptera; Nymphalidae. The record is from the annotation of a GenBank genome assembly.